This is a messenger RNA of Caenorhabditis sp. 36 PRJEB53466, 875 nucleotides long. NCBI's taxonomy places the organism in Eukaryota, Metazoa, Nematoda, Chromadorea, Rhabditida, Rhabditidae. The record is from the annotation of a GenBank genome assembly.
AUGGAGUUUCAGAUGUUCAUGCUCAUUUAUAUAAUCUUCUUCCUCAACUCGUUCACUUUCGAGCAGAAGACUAAUGAUGAACUUGUUGUGAGUUAUCAAAGACGUCUUGGAACUGAUUCUGCGAACACUAAAGCUGCAAUUCCAGACCCUUCUCUGUGUAUACGAAGUGUUCGCCUCGAUGUUCAUCGACGUGAUCUACCUGUGGAUGCUGCACCUCACAGCCAUCCAAUCCGGUCUCUCGUUCCUUUCCAUCACUUUCCUCGCACUUUCCGCGUUCGCCAUAUUCGUCUCGAUCAGCAUUUGCGAGUGGACACUCACAGAUCCGACGGCUCGAAUGAUCAGCAAGUUGUACAGUUAUCAGAGCACAAAAAUCGUUCUUCUCUUCCUUGUCACUGUCUGUUUGAUACGCUUGACCAUUCGGCAGGACACUGAGAAACGGAAAUCGUUGCGAUCGUUUGUCCCAUAUUAUUUGUUGACAGUAGGUUUUUCUCUUUAGAGUAUACAUAAUUUAGCAGGCUUUUCCCUUUCCCCUUGUUUACAAAAGUGACAAAACAAUCGUUUUUUCUCAGUUCCUCAGCGUCAUCCUCUUCCUGGUGAUUCCCCGUUUCGCCUUCACUCAUGCCGUUUCCACAAACACUGAUAAUGACGAGUUGUUGAGUGUCCUGAAGUCGUUACUUUUCAUUACCCCCGUCUUCAACAUGAUCUUUGUGGUGAUGGUGAACUGUCAGGACCCGGAUAGACGCGAGGAUAUGAAAAAGUCGUUUGGUGAGCGGAGCCUGUCGUUCAAAGUGACCGAGAGCUUUAGAAAGAUCUCUUCGAAGUAUAAAAACUGGUCCGUUGCCACGUAUAAAUGUGCAAGAGCCAACUACAAGUGA